AUGGAAGUCGCCGAGCUCCUCAAGAAAGGCUACCUAAGGGAGUUCCUCUUGGAUAAGGCCAAGAACCUUCUAAAUAAGGAAGGUCCCGGUCUCCCUAUCGAAGCUGCUCCCGCAUUACCACCGCAGCAAGAUCGGGUGAUCCAUGUCAUCUCGGGCGGAUCAGAGGUAAGGGGAAUCAGCAGUGCUGCUGCCAAGAGAAGUACUAGCAACGCCAGGAACGGCCAAGAGGCCGAGGGCUUCAGUGGAGAAGUCAAGCAAACCCUAGGAGAGGUCCUUCUCCCCGCGUACGCCGAGGGGAUAAACCAAGCCACGAAGUUCCUAGUCGUCGACUGCCCUUCAUCAUACAACGUGAUGUUGGGAAGGCCUUGGGUCCACGACAUGGGAGCCGUACCUUCAACUUUGCAUCAGCUAGUCAAGUUCCCAACCCCCUGGGGCAUUAAGGCGGUCAAGGGAGAUCAAGAAAAUGCUAUGUCCUACUAUCAGACCACUCUAAAGGGGAAGACCCAGCUCUUAUAG
Raphanus sativus (radish) is the source of this 516-nucleotide messenger RNA. RefSeq lists its product as uncharacterized. The coding region runs from base 1 to 516 and encodes 171 amino acids. The record is from RefSeq and is a predicted model, not a curated record. NCBI's taxonomy places the organism in Eukaryota, Viridiplantae, Streptophyta, Magnoliopsida, Brassicales, Brassicaceae. The transcript has 2 exons.